CGCCUGGACGGGUGACCUGGUGGUGCGGGAGGGUACUAACGUCUCACUGGAGUGUCGAGCCAGGGGGUACCCGCCCCCUACAGUUACCUGGCGCAGGGAGGACCCCCACGACCCCACCCAUCACUCGGUGAAGGUGCUGGAGGGCCAGACCCUCUCCAUCGGCAAGGUCUCCCGACUCCACAUGGGCGCCUACCUCUGCGUCGCGUCCAAUGGUAUCCAACCCUCCGUCAGCAAGAGGAUCCAGCUUAAGGUCCAGUUCCCACCUAUGCUGUGGAUUCCGAACCAAUUGGAAGGAGCCCGCAUGGGAGACACCAUUGUCUUGAAGUGCAACACAGAAGCCUUUCCAAACUCCAUCAACUACUGGACCAACCACAAGGGAGAGAUGAUUGCCGCCAGCGCCAAGUACGACACCACCAUCAAGGAGGAGAGCUACAAGACCAACAUGCGCCUCGUCAUCCACAACCUCACCAAGGACGACUUCAACACCUACCGCUGCAUCGCCAAGAACAGCCUGGGGGAGACUGACGGCUCCAUCAAACUCUACGAAAUCGAGCCCCGGAACCCGAAGGAGGGUUCUACGCAGGGCUCGCCGACGAACGGGCAGGCGGGGGAGAGGGGCGAGGACGGGGACGAGGGCGUGGAGGGCAACCUGGUCAACCACACCACCAGGGAGGACACGGAGAAGAACUACACAACGGAGAGACGGGGCAGGCCUCGCGGCAAGCACACGCCUUCAAAGAAAACGGGAAGAGGCCCGAACUCGUGGCGGACGGGCGAGGCGGUGAACGAAGUGUAUUCCGAGGUGGACGUUGUCUUCAGAGAAAAAGACUACAGCCACUCGAAGGACUCGCCCGGUGGGACUGACAAGGGGUCUUCAUACGACCAUUCCUUCAGCUACGACUCUGGGGCGACGACGCCAGCGGCGGGACGACGAGGACGAGGACACGACCUGUUCUUCGUCAUCUGCGCGGCGCUUCUCAACUUCGCGGCAGCGGCGGCGGGGGGACUAUGAUAGUCGCGUCCUCGAUCAGACCCUUUCCACCCGCCCCUCGGACGUCCUUCCGCCAAAACUCGACCAGACCAGCCCCUUGCAUGUGUCUCCGGGCUCCCCGUGUCGCCGCUGUAAUCAUCACCUGUUGCAAGGAACACUCAUCACUUUUAACUCGUCAGAGAAGCCCACAAGUCGGCCCCGUGUCUGAGUCCCUACACACACACACCGGCGGCGGCAGCGACAGUGUUCACCACACUGUGACAAUCAGGUUAUAAAGGAUGUUGACCUUUGGUUUUUGUUCCUAAGCUGGAGUCACCGCAAGAGCUGUUUUUUUUUAACCACUAUAUGCUUUUUAAACCAUGUUGACUAUUUAGAGUUAUUUGAGUGUGUGAUUUGGUGGCCGUAGCCGCGAGUCUGUGCUCUGCUAGCGUUUGUACCAAGUCAUGCAUCAUCGCUAUAUCAUUAUAGCUGGCCAUGUAUCAUCAUACCAGGCCCUGUAUAAUGAUACCAGGUCGUGUAUCAUCAUACCAGUCCACGCAUCCUUAUAUCUGGUCCAUGUUUCAUUAUAUCUGGCCACGUUUCAUUAUAUCUGGUUAUGUAUUAUUAUACCAGGCAUAUUACAUCAUCAUAGCAGGCCAUGUAUCAUCAUGCCAGGUCUUGUAUCGCCAUGCCAGUCAUGUAUCAUGAUACUAAGCUAUGUAUCAUCAUACCAGGCCCUGUAUCAUCAUACCAGGCCCUGUAUCAUUUGAAACACAUCUGUAUUUCCUAGCUGCUUUGGUCUUCAAAUAGUUUUAACGAGUCUCCAGUAUAUGUCUGCCUCUGACUAUAUGGCUCCUGUAACAUAGCAUUUUAAUCAGAAUAUAGAUAUUGUAACACAGAAUUUUUGAACAGGUUAUAUACAGUUAGUGUGACGCCGCCAUUUUCAUAGGUGGAGUCAUAUGUUUCGUCAUUAAGUCUGAUGUCUUGGAGGGCGUGUUCUGUACCACAUGUGGACUGUACCUGUAGCAUGCCUUAUAUACCUGACUCUGUAUUUACAUACACACCUGACUCAAUACAUGCAUUCUGAACAUACCUGACUCCGUAUCCUGCAGAUACGCGUGUCUACAUAUAUGACUACGUAUCUUAAUACAUAACCACCUACACGCCUGACUCUAUAUCUGGCAGAGACACUUGUCUAUGCAUGCCUAAUGCACACUAUUACCAGGCAUCAUAACCCUAAUAGCAGGCCCUAAUACCCCCCUAAUACCCGGCUGCAUACUACACCCUCAUACCCAUACCUAAUACACUUAACCAUCUACCACAGGUGCAGUACACGUGUCAUCCUGCUACAGGUACAGUCUCACCUCUGCCCUCAUAUGCGCGUGCCAACUGUGAGCUCUGUACAUAGCCACACUUUUCAAGAGACUCCCUCGCCCUUUCGUGCUGUCCACAUUGUUGAUCUGCCACAGUCAACUAUAGCGGAUACCGACAGGUGUCCCCCCCCCCCCCAUGGACGCUCCCCUACGUUUCAUGGGACAAAUGCCACUAGGUCAUCACUAUACAGACCUACAUUACAACGUCUACUUUACGCCCCGAGAAUGCCACUUGUAUCGACAGAUGGCAAACCAAGAAUGGUGGUAGUUAGUGGCGUAUAUAUUGUGCCAAGGUUUGGGGGGUACUACACCUCCUUCCCCACCACUGUUAUUCAUAUAGCUUUACUUGUAAUCUCUUCACGUUGUUCUUGAAUAGUACUAGCUCAUCGCCGCGCCCGUCUGGUGAGGAGAGGAAGGCCUUCCGGUCCUCUUCAGUCACCUCCGGUAGCCACUCCGUCAGAAGGAAUCGAUCUCAGAAUUGACUCGGAAUAGAGGAAUGGAUCUCUUAUCUAAGGAAUAUCUUACCCCCAAGGAAUGUACUCACUUUCGAGGCAGGUGUCGCCUUAGACGUGUCAUGUGUCAUGGUGGUCCUGUGUAAGACCUGAGGGUGUGUCAUGUGUCAUGGUGGUCUCGUGUGAGACCUGAGGUUGUGUCAUGUGUCAUGGUGGUCCCGUGUAGGACCUGAGGGCGUGGUCAGCCCUGAGUCUGUAAGCUCAGCACCUCUCAUGACUUACACUACUAGCUCACUACUUAAUGACCACGUUACAGUGACCACUGACCACGUUACAGUGUACGCAUCACUAUAGCCAGAAAUACGGUGAUCCUGGUUAUUUUGACCCCCUUCCCCCCCCCUCUGGGGGUGACAGAGUACGAUCACAGUAGCCAGAGUGUGUAUUCCUUGCCUCCGUCAUCUCACCACAGGUAUAUAUAGUGUGUAAAGAGUAACUGUACAUAGAUAUAAUAUAUAUAUAUAUACCUAUCACUUCUAUGUUGUUAUUAAGCAUCAAAUAAAUGAGACGAGGAACACCCCCCCCC
This is a messenger RNA of Procambarus clarkii (red swamp crayfish), 3378 nucleotides long. The record is from RefSeq and is a predicted model, not a curated record. Lineage: Eukaryota; Metazoa; Arthropoda; Malacostraca; Decapoda; Cambaridae.